AUGUUUUCGGCAAUUCUAAAGUUACCUCAACUCAUUCAGAUUCUUUAUAACAGAAGUGGCAAAGGUUUAAGCGAAUCAUCCUUAUUCAUGGAAAUUACUGCAAAUGUUCUCGCUUUAUGUUAUCAUCGACAAAAAGGUUUUCCUUUUGCUACAUACGGCGAAACUUUACUUAUUAUGACUCAAAACAUAUUGAUUGGAUACUUCGUCACACACUUUUCCGAGAGAUACAAUCCUAUGACGUGGAAUGGAUUUAUGAUUUUGACAUUCUCACUAAUUUUCGGUGUAGAACACGGCGUUGUUAGCAAUACAGUAAUGAACACUCUAUGGAUGAUAUGCCUUCCACUAUCAAUUGCGUACAAAAUACCUCAAAUUUGGUAUACAUAUAAAGCUAAGUGCAAAGGAGAACUUUCUACACUUUCAUGCUUCCUUACACUCAUGGGAUCAUGCGGAAGAGUAUUUACAACAAUCAGAGAAGUUAAAGAUUGGUCUGUUUUGUUAAUGUACCUAUUGAAUGUUCUUUUGAACGGAACAAUAUGGAUACAGUGCCUUAUACUUCCAAAGAAAGCAGAUUACAAGAAAACAUAA
This is a messenger RNA of Trichomonas vaginalis G3, 585 nucleotides long. RefSeq names its product dolichol-linked oligosaccharide biosynthetic process. The record is from RefSeq and is a predicted model, not a curated record. Bases 1 to 585 code for a protein of 194 amino acids. Lineage: Eukaryota; Parabasalia; Trichomonadida; Trichomonadidae. The transcript has a single exon.